AUGAGCUGCGCGGAAUCUUACGGACCGUACUACGAUUGGACACCGCAAGCCGCUCCAUACGCUCCGUAUCCGAGAUGUGAGCAGCCGAGAAAUAUAAAUCCACCCACAACAACGGGUUCACACGUUUACGGGAACGUUCCACCACCAUCCACCAGUGAGCUGUGGACCGCCGCUGCACCAUUUCAACAUCAACAAGCCGCUGUGGCAAACACCUAUAAAUGGAUGCACACGAAACGAUCACACAAACCAGCCGUGCCAAAACGAAAAGUGGUCGAUGAGAACGGGACGAAUAGAACAAACUUCAGCACACAUCAAUUGACUGAGCUUGAAAAAGAGUUCCACACGGCCAAAUAUGUGAAUCGAGCGAGGCGGACGGAAAUCGCACAAAACCUGAAAUUAAACGAAGCACAGGUGAAAAUAUGGUUCCAAAAUCGGCGAAUGAAAGAGAAAAAACGAGAGAAAGAAAAAGCAUUUCUCGCCAGGAAUGUGAUGCCGUGGGAUAACUCACCGCCAUCGGAUGACGUGAAAUUGUCAUUACUGUAG
Necator americanus (New World hookworm) is the source of this 543-nucleotide messenger RNA. RefSeq lists its product as uncharacterized. Gene Ontology annotation, cellular component: nucleus. Gene Ontology annotation, molecular function: DNA-binding transcription factor activity, RNA polymerase II-specific; RNA polymerase II cis-regulatory region sequence-specific DNA binding. The record is from RefSeq and is a predicted model, not a curated record. Gene Ontology annotation, biological process: regulation of transcription by RNA polymerase II. Bases 1 to 543 code for a protein of 180 amino acids. Lineage: Eukaryota; Metazoa; Nematoda; Chromadorea; Rhabditida; Ancylostomatidae. The transcript is spliced from 4 exons.